CAGACGACGAUGCAGCAGCCAGCGACCAAGCGAGCCAAGCACGGCGCCAGUGCUGCGGCCACAGCUGUCACGCACCGUGCUCCUGCCUACGGGUACAUUCCUGAUGUGCUGAAGACGCUGGCACAGAAGGUGGUGCGUGCAUUCUACGAUGAGGUGGCCGUGGUUGUGAUGGACAUGCUGGUGCGUCACGCGUGCGUUAAGGAGGACGAUAUCCGCGAGACGCUGCAGCUGCAGAUGCGCGUGAUCAAGACCGCGCUGUCCGCCUUGGAAGGCGACCGCCUCGUCAAGCAGAUGGACGUCGACGAUCCAACCAUCAGCAUCGAUGAGCGCAAACGGAAGGCCAAAUACUGGUACAUCGACUACGAAGCCGUUGUGUUUGUGGUGAAGUACAAGCUGGAUCGCAUUUGGCACCAGAUCAACAUCGACGCAAAGAACAAACUGAGCAGCACGGUGUGCGAGUGUCCGGAGUGCGAGGCGCAGUUCUCGGACAUGGACCUGUCUGAACUGUUUGACGGCGCGUCGGGCCAGUUCUGGUGCCGGUACUGCCACGUGGAGCUCGUGCAGAAGGUCGACCACACCGCUGCUGAGCUCAACAGCGUCAUGACAAAGAUGAACACUCAAACCCGCGUGUUUACGGAUCUAUUGCAGCAGGUUGACGAAAUUGUCCUGAGCGAGACCGUCCUCAAGCCACGACCAGCACACAUGAGUGUUGCCCGCAUGCGUGCGUCACAGCUCAACGUCUCCCGGUCCCUUCCGCAGCACGCGCGGCCAAAGCUCCACACCAAGUUGUACCAGUCGACCAAUCCGUUUGAGGAGACGUACAGCAUUCGCAUUGUUCCGCCCGGCGCAAAGCGCAAGAAGUACAAGCCGCAGCCGCUGUGGACGCGGGGCACGACGGUGCUGCUGGACGCCGUGUUUGGCCGGAGCAGAGACGCGCUGGCCGGCACCGUCGGCGUAAACGGCACCCGUGGCACCGGUGGUCGUGGUGUUGGUGAUGGUGGUGUUGGUGGUGGUGGCCGUGGGUUUGGGGCAGAGGAUGGUGGCCUUGGGCAGGUGUUGAUGAUGGGGUUUGAAGACGAGGAUGACGAUGAUGAGGCUGAGGACGACGCGGUGGCGGCGGCGGACGACGCGGGGCCAGCGGGGACGGGGGCUGAUGGGGGUGGCGGUGUGCGCGGGGAGGACUUGGUGCACGACCGGUUCUGGGAGGUGGUGGAUGUGGAGCCGUCCCAGGAGACGCUGGCGCUGGUGAGCGAUGAGAGCAGCGACGACGAAGGCAGCCGUGGUGGCGACGACGAUAGCGGCGAGCACAGCAGUGCCGAGGUCACGGGGAGCCAGAGCACGGCGCGGGGUGGCGGUGGCGGUGGUGGUGGCGCGAAUGGCGCGAGCGAGGAUGGUGAUGAUGGCGACGACGAUGAUGAUGAUGAUGACGACGACGACGACGACGCUGACGAUGAUAAUAACGGCACAUGAUGUACUUGCCUGCGCGCACGUGUAUGUAUGUGUGUGCUGCAUGCACAUGCGUGCGGAUGGGUGGUGUAGUAGCUGAACCAGAGAGUGUUUUAAGUAAAGCAAAGCGAUCCAUGAACACGGAGGAGGAGGAAAGAACAAACGAG
This is a messenger RNA of Salpingoeca rosetta, 1613 nucleotides long. RefSeq lists its product as uncharacterized. The coding region runs from base 10 to 1470 and encodes 486 amino acids. The record is from RefSeq and is a predicted model, not a curated record. The transcript is spliced from 8 exons. Gene Ontology annotation, cellular component: transcription factor TFIIE complex. Gene Ontology annotation, biological process: transcription initiation at RNA polymerase II promoter; transcription open complex formation at RNA polymerase II promoter. NCBI's taxonomy places the organism in Eukaryota, Choanoflagellata, Craspedida, Salpingoecidae.